AUGCCUGAUUCGGCGCCAUCACAAAGCCACUGCGGCACCCGCUACCCGAUCUGGUUAUCCGGCGGUCACCCAAAGGUCAGUAACGGCAUAGUGUCACGACGACUGUGCACAUACUAUUCCUCUACGUGUGCUACCAUCUCUCAUUAUUCAAAUCUUCAACAAUAUGAAUACGUCAAGGUGAAGAAGUGCCCAGGAGGAUAUUAUGUGUAUCAGCUGCCAAAUCUGCAAUACAUGUGUCACAGGGCAUUCUGUGCAGUUAAAGACACCAGUGACCCUUGCCUAGAUAGUAACUGUACAUACGGGUGUGUCAACCAGAAUGGCCAGGCGCAGUGCACGUGUCCGGCUAACAUACUCAACUCAAACCAAAACCAAAGCUGCGUAUCUCCGUGUUCAAGUGACAAUGGCGGAUGCAGUCAUACUUGUCGGUCACAAGGAGCUGGUAGCAAAACUUGCGAGUGCCCAGAUACCAUGGAGUUGGGCAAAAACCAGAAAACGUGCGUGGACCCAUGUAGGAGAUACAAUCUUUUGGAUCAGGAAUGGAGAAAUGCACGAUAUGGUUCAAACAGUUAUUGUGACGAUACGAAUAGUUUCGAAGGCUGGUACAGAUUUGUGAAAGGCGCAGGCAACCGGAUGGCGGACUCGUGUGUGACCUGGGGUCAUUGUGGAGGAAAUGGUAAAACACGAUGGCUAUUAGGAGGUCAUCCAACUGUGAGGAACGGCAUCGUCAAAAGAAAGAUCUGCACUCGGCCCUCCAGCUCCAGCUGUACCUGCUACCACAACUCGCACACCACCUUUGACUACGCCAUGGUGCGGAAAUGUCCGGGCGGGUACUUUGUUUACAAGUUCCCUCAGUAUCAGUGGAGUUACUGCCAUGUUAACAUGUGCGGAGUGACCGACACCAGCGACCCCUGUCUGAACAGUACUUGUACUCACGGCUGUACUGGUGACAAAGGGAACCCAGUGUGUACGUGUCCUAGCAACCUGGUGCUGGCGGAGGACAAGAACACGUGCGUAUCCCCAUGCGACAUAGACAAUGGUGGGUGUAGUCACAGUUGCCAUAGUGACGUGAAUGCUACCAUCACAUGUACAUGUCCACCUGCACUGGUUCUGGCAAGAGAUAAGAAGAUUUGUGUAACUCCAUGCCUUUACCAAAAUGGCGGUUGCAGUCAUUUCUGUGUAGCUGACAAUAAGGGGAAAAUAUCCUGUGGGUGUCCGGCACAUCUGAUGUUAGCGGAAGAUAAACAAACGUGCAGUAAGAAGUUUUGGUGA
This is a messenger RNA of Lingula anatina, 1269 nucleotides long. RefSeq lists its product as uncharacterized. Gene Ontology annotation, biological process: signal transduction. Gene Ontology annotation, cellular component: cell surface. The record is from RefSeq and is a predicted model, not a curated record. NCBI's taxonomy places the organism in Eukaryota, Metazoa, Brachiopoda, Lingulata, Lingulida, Lingulidae. Gene Ontology annotation, molecular function: calcium ion binding.